This is a messenger RNA of Phytophthora nicotianae INRA-310, 1422 nucleotides long. RefSeq lists its product as hypothetical. NCBI's taxonomy places the organism in Eukaryota, Oomycota, Peronosporomycetes, Peronosporales, Peronosporaceae. Bases 1 to 1422 code for a protein of 473 amino acids. The record is from RefSeq and is a predicted model, not a curated record. The transcript has a single exon. Gene Ontology annotation, molecular function: chloride channel activity.
AUGAUUUACUAUGACACGUCGCGGUUGUGGGGUGUUUUGCUCCGUUGGCAUGGAUCGGCGUUGAACGGUCAAGCACCAAUGCGUGCACUGAUCAUGGCGAUGAUUGCGUUGGUUGUUGCAGUCACGAACCAUUACCACCCGUUCGUGGUGGCCACGCGAAACUCGACAGCGUUCACGGACUCGUUGACGGUAUUCAACACGUUCCUGGGUCUUAUCAUCUCCUUCCGGUUGAAUUCGGCCUUCACGCAAUGGCGAGCUGGAAUGGUGGCCAUAGGGGCACUAUCUGAGGCUGCACGCGAAAUUGUAGGCUCUGGCUGUGCGUACGUGAGCACGACCAUCAAAGAAGAACUCAAGGAGCACAACGUAGAGGACACGAACGACGAAGCUAUUGCUGAGGCAGCCAAGCGCAGUGGCCGGACAAUGGAGGAAGAGAUCGAGCUGGGCAAGAAGCGUAAGCACCUCGGCCACAAGCAUCAACCUAUUCCUCGCGAUGUCUUGGAGAAGUGCACAUUUUUCACGGAGUUACGUCGUCUAGUAUUCCUGUACAUCGCUAUCGUAUUCCACGAUUGUCGUGGUCGAGACGGUAUCGACAGGUUGAAGGACUCUGGUGUGUUGACCGACGCUGAAUACGACGAGCUAUACGCUUGCGGCUCGGAACACAAGAAAGAAGUGAAGGAUAAAGAAUCAUAUCGUGCUCUGGUUCGUCGUACUCCACACAAACUCCGUGCCACAAUCACCGAGCUUUGGCUCAAGCGCUUGGUACAAGUUGCUACUCGACGGGGACACCUGACACUGCCAAACGCCAACAAUUUGCAGAUCAAGAUCGCGCAACUACCGAAUUUGUACACUACGGUAUUCAACAUUGCCAACGUCCCGAUUCCUUUCAACUACAUGCAGUACCUGCAGUUUUUACUGGCAAGUUACAUGCUGCUGUAUACCUUCGUGAUCGUGCCGAACUCGGGACUAUACACGCCGAUUUGGGUCUUUUUGUGGGGCACAUUCCUGUUUAUGGCCGACGAAGUUGCCAUGGAAAUCGAAUGUCCCUUUGGUUUGGAUGCCAAUGAUAUUGACCUGGAAGCGCGGCUUCUGCAGAUUGAGGAGGAACUCACGGUCCUGAUCCGCAGUCAGUACUAUUUCGUGACGGGAGGUGCGAGUCUUUCGCACAUUCCGGAGAACUUGGAAGACGGAUCUUGGCGUCAAGUGCCGUACGCGAAGUUGCGGUCGAAGUCUGCGAUCACUGAGUCGUUCUCCUUCCACCAGGGUCGACUCUCUCCAUCGAAUAUGGCGAUGGUGCAGCAGGAUUCACUACCUGAAAUCAACGAGUUCACUGCUUUGAUUCAAGACCCGGCGACGGCGAAGGAUAAGGAAAAGGCGGACUUGGCGAAAACUUUCGAGUACGGUUCCACGGAUAUCGUGGCUUAG